Striga hermonthica is the source of this 1116-nucleotide messenger RNA. Lineage: Eukaryota; Viridiplantae; Streptophyta; Magnoliopsida; Lamiales; Orobanchaceae. The record is from the annotation of a GenBank genome assembly.
AUGCCUCUCUCUAAACAAAACAGCACCGGCGGAGCGUCUCCACCCGGCGGAGACGAGCCGCCGCGGUUCAGCGAGGACGUCGAUAGCUCCUGCUCCACGCCCUUCGUCAGCGCACCGUCCAGCCCCGGCCAUGGCCCCUCCGGCUACUUCUUCAGCGCCCCGGCGAGCCCAAUGCACUACCUCCUCUCCGGCGAGAAGUUCGAUGCGCCGUCGCCGCGCGUGUACGAGCCGGUCUUCCUGUCCUCCGACUCCGGUUCGUUCGAGUUCGAGUUCUCCUCACGGUUCUCGCCCGCCGGGUCGGGCGGGAACAACGGGUCGAUGACCUCCGCCGACGAGCUGUUCUGCAACGGCCAGAUCCGGCCGAUGAAGCUCUCGUCCCACCUGCAGAGGCCGCAGGAGAACGUCGCGCCGUUCCUGGAUCUGUGCGGCGGAGACGCCGCUAGCGGCAGGGGCAGAGAUCUGAGGGCUCGCAGCGCGAAAUACUCGCACAGGAAGGCAAGAUCCAUGUCGCCACUGCGCGCCACGGCGGAGUACGAGUGGCAGGGGCUGAGAUCCGCCGUCGCCGCCGUGGAGGAAGAGAUCAGUCAGGCGAAGGAGAACGAGUCGAGCGAAACAACGCCGUCGUGCUCGGCGUCGUCCUCCCGAUCGUCGUCGUCGGGGAGGAACUCGAGGAAGUGGAUUUUCCUGAAGGAUCUGCUGCACAGGAGCAAAAGCGAGGGGAGAGCGAACAGCAACAGGGAGAGGUUCUGGUCGGCGAUCUCGUUUUCUCCGGCGAAGGAGAGGAAGAAGUCCUCGCUGUCUUCUUCUCCGUCGCCAUCGCCGGGGCUAUCUCCAUCGUCGUCUCGCGACGAAAAAAAAGGCGGUGGCGAGGCGACGAAAGCGCGGGAAGCUCCCGCGGCGGCUGGGAAGCCGGUGAAGGGUGUCUGGAGAAGGCGUGUGCCGCCGUCGGCGCACGAACUGCACUACACUGCGAACAGGGCACAGGCGGAGGAGAUGAAGAAAAAGACUUUUCUGCCCUACAGGCAAGGGCUGUUGGGCUGCCUAGGGUUCAGUUCCAAGAGCUAUGGCGCUUUCAGUGGGUUCACUAGGAAUCUGAACCCCAUCUCGUCCAGGUGA